GGUCGCUGUCCAGCGAAGAGAGAAGCAAGAACAGCGAGCCAAUGGUGUCUUCUUCCCAGCGACGCCCUCAGCCCCUGAAGCCUGCCGCUCCUCUCUCCUUCUUGGAAUUUGGUACUCAUUUCCAGAGACGCAGUCCCCCCUUUAAUCCCUAAACCUUAUCCGAAUCUUUCCUCUUCGCUGAAACUCUGUUCGAAAAACAACAGAAAGGCGUCGCCUUUUUUCAAGUCGUCGUCUUUGAAUCUAAGAAGAUGAAAUUCAGCUUCUUACAUCUCCAAGGCUCUCAUCCUCGAACUAAACCAGAGCCGCAUCGCCGCUGGGCUUAUUAAAUCUGGAUUCCCAUAAGCAAACCUUCUUUUCUCCCUCGCCGCCGGCCAUUACCCCGCCUACUUUGUCAUCCGACUAUGCCCAUCUCGUCCUUCCCCCGCCACCGCCGCCUCCGCAUAUCCUCGGCAGAAUGAAAUACGCCGGCGAGAUCGUGGAGGUCCAAGGCGGUCACAUUGUUCGCUCCACAAGUCGCAAAGAUCGACACAGUAAAGUCUGCACUGCAAAAGGUCCAAGAGACCGCCGCGUUCGCCUCAGCGCUCACACCGCCAUUCAAUUCUAUGACGUACAAGACCGGCUUGGCUAUGACCGCCCAAGCAAAGCAGUUGACUGGCUUAUGAAGAACGCCAAAGCCGCCAUUGAUGAGCUUGUCUCUGCUUCCAUAAAAAAGAACAUAGCUAAGCCCGAAGCCUCAGUUUCUGCUUCACUUACCCUCGCCGAACCUCCAAAUAGUCCACAGAAUAUCCGGCUUUCUCUCCAAUCCUCCCAAGCCGGGAUCUUUACCGAUCAAAACCCCGUUUUUUUCCUCAACUCUGAUUUAUCAGAGCAGAACCAGAGAAUGGCUUCAAGGAAUGACGUGGUAUUCGGCCGAGGUCAGUUUUUUACACAGAGGGAACCCCUUCAGUCCAGUAACUUGCCCGUGUUUCGUCCAUGGACAGAGACCAUGGAUCGGGAAGCUCACUAUCCAUCGUCUUCCUCUAUUGGAUUUUCAGGCUUCCGCAUCCCAGCAAGGAUUCAAGGAGAAGAGGAGCUUGACAGUAUCUCAUAUAAGCUGUCUUCUCGUUCCUCUUCUUCAUAUCACUAGUGACUUUUCCGCAAUGGCGACCUGGUGCUCUGCUGCUUGUUUAGUUGCUUCGCUUUCUCUGCUUUGUUUGAGAGGCUCUGCUGUGUUUGCUGCUCCUUUAGUUGUUCUUUCUCCUGCAACUUUUCUGAUAUUUCCUGUUUCCAAGAUGAAGUUUUUAUGGUUUCUGAAUCUUUAAGCCAGAUAAAAAUUUGAACUGGAAGCCAUGAUCUUUAGAACCUGCGUACUGUUGGAUGUGAUUGUUUUAGGUGGUGAAGAAGUUGAACAGCAAAGUCUUUGAUUUUUAGUGCCUUGAUGUAGUUUUCAUGGCGAUAAUGAACUGAGCGGUCUUUUUCUCACAACUUGUUUCCUUUAUGCAUUGUGUUAUGUAGUUUUCAUGACGAUGAUGAAAUGAACGGUCUUUUUCUCACAAAUUUGUCUUUUUGUUACAAAUUUGUU
Molecule: messenger RNA, 1561 nt
Organism: Dendrobium catenatum
Lineage: Eukaryota; Viridiplantae; Streptophyta; Magnoliopsida; Asparagales; Orchidaceae
Product: transcription factor TCP4
Exons: 2
Coding region: 455-1126 (223 amino acids)
Biological process (GO): regulation of secondary shoot formation
Cellular component (GO): nucleus
Molecular function (GO): sequence-specific DNA binding; DNA-binding transcription factor activity
Source: RefSeq, a predicted model, not a curated record